Molecule: messenger RNA, 1127 nt
Organism: Mizuhopecten yessoensis (Yesso scallop)
Lineage: Eukaryota; Metazoa; Mollusca; Bivalvia; Pectinida; Pectinidae
Exons: 2
Coding region: 36-977 (313 amino acids)
Molecular function (GO): protein binding
Source: RefSeq, a predicted model, not a curated record
UCACACUUGACUCGCCAUUUGUACACAGUGUGAUCAUGUUGCCCUGUCUACUGUUUCUGGUGAUUGGAAUGGUUGGGGGUGAAACAUGUGAUGUGGUAUUCCAGGACUCCACCCACGCCAAGGCCAGUGUUCAGGAGUGUAUUACAUCAAUGAUGCAGGACUUUGUAAGCGAAUUCGAAUCCGCGCGAAAGUCUGAUAUCAAGCUGAUUAAGAGCAUGCAAAUAGAAAUUGAAAAUCUUAAGGCUGACAAUCUGUUAAAUCGAAAAGAAAUUGAUCAGCUGAAAUAUGCCUAUCAGAAACAAGAGCGGCAAUAUCAACAGCUAAGCACCGAGUCAUCUGAACGCGUGGACAUAAUAGACAGAUUGAAAAUAAAAUUGGACAAUAUUACACUAGAAAACGGUUACAUGAAGGACAACCUGGACUCUUUGUCUAAAGCUUAUUUGCAAAAAGAUAAGAAAUUCGAAAGAUCAGUGUUAACGCCACGGACGCAUCGGGAACCUAUAACAGAUGUACCUGGGGACCUUUCACCAAGUAACCACGCCCCCGCUCGAUCCGUCUUUUCGUCGUCUGGCGAUUCAGAGACUACACCUGUAGCGUUCCAUGCCAUCCUUGCUCACAAGGUUAUAGAUCCCGGCAAUGACCAAGAACUCUCCUUCGAGCACGUCAUCACAAACACUGGUAACUACUACAGCCAUAACACUGGGGCAUUCACAGCCUACCAACCCGGUACGUACGUCUUCACGUGGGAAAUAACGGCGACUGCGUCCCAGUAUAUUGAUACUCACUUGGUUAAAAAUGGUGAUGUAGUCGGAUCCAUAAAGGCUUGGGGCUAUUAUACUUCAGGCAGUACGUCGAGUGGUUCAGCCGUCCUCGUUCUCAUUAAUCGGGAUGAAGUUUGGGUACGAGUUGGCGACCACACCGCAGGAGUAGAUGUCCUGGCGACAUACACGAUGUUCUCGGGGUUCAGAGUGUACUAAACUACCGUUAGCUGCAAUGCCUUUGAAACACAAAAUUGUAGACCAUGUCAUAUGACUACGACAAUAAAGGCUUUGGUUUGAAAACUAUUUAAAGCUUUAAAGCGAAAAGACAACAUAUGUUUUGUCAGUGCAAAUUUCUUAAACACCUUA